Molecule: messenger RNA, 1623 nt
Organism: Rosa chinensis
Lineage: Eukaryota; Viridiplantae; Streptophyta; Magnoliopsida; Rosales; Rosaceae
Product: dehydration-responsive element-binding protein 2D
Exons: 1
Coding region: 456-1229 (257 amino acids)
Biological process (GO): positive regulation of DNA-templated transcription; response to stress
Cellular component (GO): nucleus
Molecular function (GO): DNA-binding transcription factor activity; transcription cis-regulatory region binding
Source: RefSeq, a predicted model, not a curated record
UUGUCAAGCUUUGGUUUUGGGAACUAUGUCUUAUCUCCAAACGUUUCAACACCGCCUCCUAUAGUAAAUGACGAUUGUCCACAAUCACUCUCUCUUCUAAUCCCUUAACACUUCGAUAAACAAAGAGAGAUUGAAGGAGAAAAUAAAAAUGAGAGAGAGAAUGAAAAAGGGAAACUGGAAUGUUGCUCCUGGUUGUUUGACACCUGAGCAAGUAUGCAAACAAAGUGUUUGGCCAUGUGUGUAUAAGAGAAGUAAACAGUGAGGCUGGCCGUGGACACGAUCUGUCUUGUUCACCAUGACAAGUAUCACUGCAGCCCCAGCAGAAGCCACGUUUCAGGUGUGCCCCAUUACUGCAAUCUGGCUCCUACUCGUCUUAUAAAUUCCCCCAUCCAUUUGAUCAGUUUUGGGCUCAUCAUCAGACUCUCAGAACAUUUUUCCCUCGUAGUUCUCUGAAAAUGUUGAAAUCCGGGAUAGGUAGCAGUGUUGGGGUUGGGGAGAGGAAAACGGUGAAGAAGCCGGCGCAGGCCAGCUCGAGGAAGGGGUGUAUGAGAGGGAAAGGUGGGCCGGAAAAUGCUACGUGCACUUACAAGGGUGUUAGGCAGAGGACUUGGGGGAAAUGGGUGGCCGAGAUCCGCGAACCUAAUCGCGGAGCUCGUCUCUGGCUUGGGACAUUCGACACGUCCCAUGAGGCCGCCAUGGCCUAUGAUGCUGCUGCCAGGAAGCUCUAUGGCUCCGAGGCCAAGCUCAAUUUGCCCGAUCAACUUGUACCCCAUUCUCCACAGCCUCCUGUGCAGAACAAUAAUCUCCAGAUGGCUCAGAUGCAGAUGGCGAAUACAUCAUCUGGUGCUGCAUGUUUUCCAACGGUGACAGGAGUACUGAACAAUGAUGUUUCCGUACCGGUUGUGCUCCAGGACAAUACUAAUAGUACUUACCCGGUUCCGAUUCCUUUUCCUAAUCCGAGCAUGCAAACCUGCUAUGGUAACACAUACGAGGAGAACAACAGCAACACCACUAUGUCUAUGGACACAAAAGAGGAGAAGAACGAAGGAAUUUAUCAAGGGUUCUGGGAGAACGUAAAUACAAAAGUGUUGCCGGUGUUUGAUGACUCCAUAUGGGCCGAGGCUGCCAUGUCCAUCGAUUUUCCGGUGAUCGAGAAUCACGGGAUUUUCGCCAGCAACUUCGUUGAUGGAAAUCCUUGGGAGGCAUUACCUGCUUCUUGGUGCGCUUAGAUACCUGGGAAGCUAGCUAUAGCUCAAGUCUCAAGUUUCUUAAGUCACAUGGUGGGGAAAAUUAGUUGGCAACUUGGUAUAAUGUAAAUUAGUACUUAGAAUAUAUAUAUAUACGUAAGUACGGUGUGUGGACUUGUGUAUAUAUACUAUAUCGUAUAUAUUGUAUAAAUGUGUAUCUAUAUAUGGGUAUGGGCGGCGGUGCCGAGUGGGUUUCUGUGGGCUUUGUCAGGCUGGAUGGCUCAUUCUAUGGUGUAUAUAUCAAACCAGAUCGUCUGGUUUUUUACGUUUCUGUUUUGUUUAUCUUGUUUUAGGGUCUACUCAGUAAUUCUGAAUUUCUGAGUCAGCCCUUGCAAUUAUAUUGUUCUCUGCAGGGGCUAUUGUUCUUGUUUAUGUA